This is a messenger RNA of Fusarium sp. VM40, 1227 nucleotides long. The record is from the annotation of a GenBank genome assembly. Lineage: Eukaryota; Fungi; Ascomycota; Sordariomycetes; Hypocreales; Nectriaceae.
AUGGCACUCUACUCGGACGCACCCGCUGCUCGGGAAUUCCACGAGGACAAACCGACGCUGCUUGUAUCAUGGUGGAUCACGAUAUUCUGCAUUGCCAUCAUCCUGACCCGCAUGGCGGGACGAUAUGUACGAGUCGAGAAGCUACUCAAGGAGGACAACAUCGCCGCAGUGGCAUUGAUACCGCUGGUGUUGAGGGCCGUCUGCGUGCACUUUGUUCUGAAGAACGGCACGAACAACGUCGACCUGGAUGGCUUGGAUCUGAGUUCGGAGGAUAUUGAUAAGAGGAUCUUGGGCAGUCGAAUGGUCAUGGCCAGUCGAGUAUUCUACGCUUGCAUUCUCUGGAUCCUCAAGCUCACCACUCUUGAGUUCUUUGAGCGUCUCGCCGGCGCGACACGGCGCAAGUCGCAUCGUAUUAUGAUCCACGCUAUGCGCGCGAUUCUCGGCGUCACAUUUCUCGCUGUCGUUGUCAGCGACUUGGCGGAAUGCCAGCCUUUCUCUCACUACUGGCAGGUUACACCUGAUCCGGGCCCUCAAUGCCGCCAGGGCAUGGUUCAGAUGCUCACUAUGGGCUCGUGCAACGCUCUCACGGACAUAGUCCUUAUCGCAUUUCCCAUCCCCAUUAUCUUAUCCACACAGAUUGCCACUAAACGCAAGGUCCUCCUCAUCAUGCUCUUCAGCUUCGGACUUCUUACCGUGGCUAUCACGCUCUACCGAAUACCGCGCAUCAUCGAAGCUAACGGCAGCCAAGUGGUGCGCACCAUGUGGGCAUCCGUCGAGAUCCUCGCCGCCACAGCGGUCGGCAACAUCGUCGCCCUGGGAUCCUUCCUGCGCGACAGCGGCGUCAAGCGCAAGAAGUACAAGGAUUCCAACAGCUACUCCGGCUACUCCAACUCACGGUCGCAAUCGCAACCGACCAAGCUCACGCGCACGGCAGGACACAGCCAGUGGGAGGACGAGAUGGAGGCGCCGGUCAGGACGACAGAGGGCAUAUGGGCUAAGUCGCACGACACAAGCGAUUCCAUAUCCAAGGAUGAUGAUAUGCGCAAGUCAAACGAGCGCCCUGUUAGUCCGACGCAGAGCCACGAUUCGCUCAUCACGCGCGAUGAGUUGCAGGAGCCGAUGGAUAUCACGCGCGAUCAAUUUACGUAUCAACAACCGCCGACGGCUGUGAUUGCGGGUGGUGCGAGGGAAGUACAGAGGGCGCAACCGAGCCCAAGGAAUAAUUAA